CGAGAAAUGAGUUCGCACUCUCAUGCGAGGACAUUGUGCACCGGAAACGCAAUUUCUGGCGCAUUUUCGGCGCUCCAUCUCCUGCGGAGUUACAGCCUAUUUGCUCCAAACUCAGAUCUAUGCAGAUACGAGGCGUAUCCGUCUCGAGACUAUAGCUUCGUCGAGCCGGAUGUUUUAUCGAGUUCUUUGCCGACGGAUUCCUCGUCCUCAUCAUUAACAUCUCCACCAUUAUCAGCAACGUUCUCACUCCCAGGAACUCUGCUUCAACCACCCUUUCUAACAGCAAUGCCACCCUUGAUGCAAUCGCUGAGCGUGCCUCAAACUCUCUCAACUUCCUCCACAGGUGCUAUGAGUCGUCACUUCGUUACUACAAAUGGCAUAGCCGCUCUUCACAGAAGACCUAGAAGCGAGAAAAAACCAAUCCCGGAUGAUCAGAAGGAUGAAAAAUAUUACGAGAGACGUAAACGAAAUAAUCAGGCGGCGAAAAAAUCACGAGACGCCCGCAAAAUCAGGGAAGACCACAUUGCAUUAAGGGCGACGAUGUUGGAGCACGAGAAUGCAAUCUUAAAGGCACAGAUAGUGACUCUUCGAGAGGAGGCACAAUCGUUGCGGCACAUGUUGAUCAAGCAACAUACCCCAGCGAUACAAUCGAUCGAACGAUCACUUUCGUCGAUGACACCUGUGACGCUCUCUCCUCCGCACACCGCAAGUCUAGAUUGUUAA
Molecule: messenger RNA, 723 nt
Organism: Atta colombica
Lineage: Eukaryota; Metazoa; Arthropoda; Insecta; Hymenoptera; Formicidae
Product: cell death specification protein 2
Exons: 4
Coding region: 7-723 (238 amino acids)
Biological process (GO): regulation of transcription by RNA polymerase II
Cellular component (GO): nucleus
Molecular function (GO): DNA-binding transcription factor activity, RNA polymerase II-specific; RNA polymerase II cis-regulatory region sequence-specific DNA binding
Source: RefSeq, a predicted model, not a curated record